AUGGGUGAUCAUUCAAUGGAUACGGAUGAUCAUGAUAUUGAUGUCGAAGAGUGUGAUGGGCAUCCUAGUGGAUCACAAACCAACCAUGUCUUCAAUGAUGGAACUGAUUUUUAUAUCGGGCUUUUGGAUGACAACAGGUUUUUAUGUUACUUCGUGUCUUGCGCAACUUGCAUUCGAGGAUAUACCCACAUGAGAAAGGUUAUUGCCGUUGAUGGCACACAUUUAUAUGGCAAGUACGAGGGUGUCUUGUUGUUUUCCGUCGCACAGGAUACUGAGAACCAUGUUUAUCCUAUUGCAUUUUGCAUUUUGGACAAGGAGCGUGAUGAUUCUUGGACCUACUUCUUCCAGCAGCUCAAGUUUAUAAUCGUCGAUAAACCAGACUUGUGCAUCAUCUCUAGUAGACACAAGAGCAUAGCCAACGAUAUUUCCAGGACAUAUGAGCAUGCUCACGAUGAACUUUGCAUGAAGUAUCUUUCUGAAAACCUCCGAAAGAAUUUCCAAUGUGGAGAUUCUCUUCAUGCAUACUAUAAUGCAGCAAAGGCAUAUGGUUACAAGGAGUUCGAUGAACAUUUUCAGCAAUUCAGUGAUAAAAGCCCUGAAGCAGCUCAGUGUCUUAAGUUUAAGAUUGGAUUUGAAAAAUGGAGCAGGGCACAUUUUCCAGCCAACAGGCAGAGGCGUGCCAAUAUCGGCGAUUCAAAUAACAUAUUUGUGCCUUCGGCUGAAAUAACGUUAAGGGAAAAGAUGACUGAGGGCGAUUCCUUAUUUGUCAGUAAUAUAAAUGGGGAUGUCGACAAGUUCACUGUUAUCGGCAGUGGCAGAACUGCCAAAGUCAAUCUACUGAACAAAACAUGUUCUUGUAGAGAGUAUGACUUGGUGAAAUUACCGUGCGCUCACGCCAUGGCAGCCUUGAGAUUGAAGUAUGGAAAUGGAUAUGGUUCCAACAUCUACAAGUAUUCUUCACCGAUAUAUAAAGUUCAAUCUUACAUCCUUGCAUUUGCUAAAACUAUCAAUGUAGUCCCUGUCUGA
Molecule: messenger RNA, 1026 nt
Organism: Lycium barbarum (goji berry)
Lineage: Eukaryota; Viridiplantae; Streptophyta; Magnoliopsida; Solanales; Solanaceae
Exons: 3
Coding region: 1-1026 (341 amino acids)
Molecular function (GO): zinc ion binding
Source: RefSeq, a predicted model, not a curated record